Molecule: messenger RNA, 2437 nt
Organism: Tachysurus fulvidraco (yellow catfish)
Lineage: Eukaryota; Metazoa; Chordata; Actinopteri; Siluriformes; Bagridae
Gene: slc25a35
Product: solute carrier family 25 member 35
Exons: 5
Coding region: 602-1546 (314 amino acids)
Source: RefSeq, a predicted model, not a curated record
GUGUAGAGAUGAUUGGCUGAUGCAGGAUCAGUACUCAGGUGUAGAGAUGAUUGGCUGAUGCAGGAUCAGUACUCAGGUGUAGAGAUGAUUGGCUGAUGCAGGAUCAGUACUCAGGUGUAGAGAUGAUUGGCUGAUGCAGGAUCAGUACUCAGGUGUAGAGAUGAUUGGCUGAUGCAGGAUCAGUACUCAGGUGUAGAGAUGAUUGGCUGAUGCAGGAUCAGGUGGUUUGUGACAUUAAUAAACACUGGGCUGUAUUUACACAUCCACUACGUUCAAUAAUCCGAUGUAAACUGUGUUAUAGUCUACGAUCUAACGUCGGUGUUUGACAACGCUUAGACGUUUCCGUGGAUACAUAGGUCACGUGCACACACACAUACACGCACGCACGCGCACGACUGUGCGCAUACACCGGUACAGCAGAAACGUGCUUUUAUAUUUCAGCGCUUUAUAUUUCAGACCGAAUUCUUCAAGACAUUCAGUUGUGUUUUAACUGAAUGAGUGCAGUUUAACUUCCUGAUCUCAGGCAUCAUCAUCAUCAUCAGAAUCAUCAUCAGAUUCAGAAUUAGAAUCAGACAUUUUUUUGCCCGUACUAUAAGUUUACAUGUACAGGAAUUUAUCUUGGUGUUGGUGCAUCAUCAUCAUCAUCAUCAUCAUCAUGGACUUCAUGCUCAGCGGAGUGGCCGCGUGCGGCGCGUGUUUGUUCACCAACCCGCUGGAGGUUUGUAAAACCCGGAUGCAGCUUCAAGGUGAGCUGAAGAGCCGCGGCACGUACCGGGUUCAUUACCGCAACGUCUUCCACGCGUUCUACACCAUCGGGCGGGUGGAGGGUUUAUCUGCGCUGCAGAAAGGUCUGGUCCCCGCGCUGCUCUAUCAGUUCUUCAUGAACGGGGUGAGACUCGGUUCAUACGCCACCAUCGAGUCAGCCGGCUACAUCUACACACAGGGGCGCGUGAGCACGUCGAAGAGCACCGCGGCCGGGGCGGUGUCCGGUGUCGUGGGAGCCGUCGUGGGAAGCCCGAUCUACCUGGUAAAAACACACCUGCAGAGUCAGUCCACAUCUCCCAUUGCUGUGGGACACCAGUACAAGCACCGGGGGAUGUUACACGCUCUGUCAGUGAUUUACAGAGAGCACGGCAUUAUGGGACUGUGGAGAGGAUCCAGCGCGGCUGUGCCCAGAGUCAGUGUGGGUUCUGCGUCUCAGCUCUCCACCUUCUCCAUCGCUAAAGAGAUCAUCACUGACUUGGGGAUAUUCUCCACUGAUAGCUGGUUGGUGUCUCUCUGCGCCGGGAUGAUGAGCAGUGUGGUGGUGGUUCUGUUCAUGACACCGUUUGAUGUCAUCAGCACACGACUCUAUAACCAGCCUGUGGAUCACAUGGGAAAGGGUGAGCUAUAUCGAGGCUUCAUGGACUGUUUCUCCAAGACCCUGAGGAAGGAGGGUGUUUUUGGCCUGUAUAAAGGUCUGGGCGCGUCCUAUUUCAGACUUGGACCACACACCAUACUCUCUCUUCUGUUCUGGAACGAACUAAGAACACUUUACCGCAGCUAACACACACACACACACACACACACACACACACACACACACACACACACACACACACACACAGGGUUUAAAGUGUUUGUUCAUGCUGGAGUCACAGUAAUAAAACAAAGACUGAAGCUGGUCAUUUCUUCAGAUUUGGAGAUUGAAUAUAAUGGAAACAGAAUGUGACCGGAUUUAACAUUUAUUUUUCACAACAGUUUCCCAUUUAAUGCUAAUAAUAUUAACAUCACUAUGUUUUUAUCAGCUGUAUUUUAAUGUCACUGUGUAAAACAGGACUAAUGCUGCAGGAUCAGUUCAGCUAUUUUUAUAAAUAACUUAAAUACAAACUAAUGAAUAAACAUGAAGAGAUUUCAUCAGAGACCUGAGAGUUUUAAACAUCAUUGAUAUAAUAACAUUCUAUUCUAAAACAUAUUCUGUACUUCACUUUAAGUGUCGUGUUUUUUUUUGGAGAAUCACCAGAAAAUACACAAUAUGAUAUAACACAAUGUACUACAGUAAGGAUGUUGUGUAGUAAUAAAAUGCUACACAACAGUGAUGACAUUCACACGACUGACACGAUGUCUCACACACACACACACACACUGCACUACUGACACGUUACACUACAGGGUUACAGAGGAAUAACAUAACUAUAAGGAACAAGAUUAAUGAUGACGACACAAAGUUUAAUAUGAACCUGAAGCCUUACUCCUGUCAUUAAACUGACUGCUGCAAUGGGACAGAAUUACGUCCAUAUCUGUUUCUGUAAAGCUGCUUGUUAAAAGCACUAUAGAAAUAACACUGAAUGAAUUCUGCUGUGCAGUUGGAGGUGUAAUUAACACUCCUGAUAAAUGCUGAUGUCCAUAAAGGACUGAUGGGAAAUAAAGCUGAUGUUCAGCAUGUAAUAAAGAGGAA